AUUGGCCCCAUGUGCUUACACACACACCUCUGCCUCUAACCAGACUUGGGCACAAAGAAUACUGCACACACCCACUAUCGCCGAAACGUACACGAACAUACUCACUCAUGCACACACACAUGCACUCCAUCAUCCUCGUUGCUUUUGUGUGAGCUGCAGACUCUGCCUCUACAUUUCUGUCUCCUCCUCUGUCUGUCCCUCCAGCUUUCCUUCUCUCUGCACUCUCUCUUUUCUCCCCAAAUCUCCACGCCUUUGCUUCUCUCUGCUCUCUAUUGUGUUCGCCCAUUAGGGCUAGUUUGGCAAGAAACUGACCUAUUAGGGUUAUUAUGAGGAAUUAGAAAGCGCUCUUAAAAUCCCACGUUUUCUGUCUUCCCCAAGAUGUUAAGCAGUGUUCUGCUUACCCUGGACUCAUCUAUUUCUCCAUUGUCAGACAGAAGCAAAUAGAUUUGCCCUAAAUACUCCUCCUAUGUGUGUCUCAUUCCACCCCAUAUUCAUUUUUCCCUCUAGUUGCAUCCAGCAUUGCCUUUCUUCCUCUGUCGGUCUGUAUCUCAGAGCCUUUGUUCCUUCUUCUCCUCUUUUGGUUGGUUUGAUGCGUCCCUCUGUCCAUCUUCGUCCUCUGACAGGUGUCCUAAGGACCUUAGUCUCUCUUUAGUCACCCCAGUGGGGGCCAUGAUAUCUCCCAAAGAGAAGAACAAAGCUCGGCCCCCAAAGGACAGCAUGACCCUCCUGCCAUGUUUCUAUUUUGUAGAGCUCCCAAUAGUGGCAUCAUCCAUUGUUUCCCUUUACUUUCUCGAGUUGACUGACAUAUUCCGGCCAGCACAAGGCGGGUUCCAGUGCCAUGAUCGUGCACUCUCUAUGCCAUAUGUUGAAAGUAAUGAGGAGCUGAUCCCACUUCUGAUGCUUCUCAGUCUUGCAUUUGCCGCCCCCGCUGCAUCAAUUAUGCUUGGUGAAGGAAUACUGUACUGUAUUCAGUCUAAACUGAAGGGUCGUGGAAGCGCUGAGGGGAGCAUCAAUGCAGGUGGCUGUAACUUUAACUCCUUCUUGCGCCGGACCGUACGCUUUGUAGGUGUCCAUGUCUUUGGGCUGUGUGCCACCGCACUUGUCACUGAUGUCAUACAGCUGGCUACCGGAUACCAUGCACCGUUUUUCCUAACUGUCUGUAAACCUAACUACACAAGAUUGGGUACGUCUUGUGCAACCAAUCCCUAUAUUACCCAGGACAUCUGCACAGGCAAUGACCAGAAUGCCAUUCUGUCAGCCAGAAAGACAUUCCCUUCCCAGCAUGCCACGCUGUCUGCCUUUGCUGCAGUUUAUGUUUCAAUGUACUUCAAUUCCAUCAUUUCGGACAGUACGAAGCUUCUGAAGCCGCUGUUGGUUUUCUCCUUUUCUAUCGCGGCGGGAGUGUGUGGCCUGACCCAAAUCACACAGUACCGCAGCCACCCGGUCGAUGUCUAUGCAGGGUUUCUCAUAGGAGCAGGUAUCGCAGCCUAUCUGGCUUAUCAUGCUGUAGGUAAUUUCAAGGCAUCCUCUGAAGACUCUUCUCCCACUCUUCCAACAAACAAGGACCCACUGCGAGCUCUGACCCAGCGUGGCCAUGAGUCUGUGUACCACCAGAACAAAUCAUCAAGCACUGAUGAGUUGACCCCUCGCCCAAGAGGCCAGGGUACUCAGCAUCAGGUUCAACGGGAGAAAAAUUCUCUAGGGAGCCUGAAGAGGGCCAGUGUAGAUGUAGAUUUACUGGCACCCAGAAGUCCAAUGGGUAAAGAGAACAUGGUGACCUUCAGUAACACUCUCCCACGAGUAAGCACCCCAUCCAUGGAAGACCCUGGCCGCCGCCACAUGACAAUACAUGUCCCAGCUGAAGGUUCCCGUCCACGAGGAACAGGACCUGAAUUCAAGCCAAAGGUCUUAGAAGGCCGCAGUCUAACACUUGGUGAAGAGGUAGCACUGGCACAAGCUCAUAGACGGGCAGCCUCUGAGACUUCAGCCAUUGUUCUUGAUGAUCCAGACCCUGAUAGAGCACCACCUUCACUGUAUCCAACAGUACAAGCUCGGGCAGGGGGUCCAAGGGUACUCAUCCAGCCUCGUCCUGCAGCUCCCCCACUUCUACAUAUACCUGAGGAGAACCCAAAUGGCUCCCCUAAAGGAAGCUCUGCUAUUAGAGCCAAGUGGAUGAUGAUGGCAGAAAAGGGAGGGGCACCACGGGCUUCUGCCAAUGCACCAAGACUCAUGCAAGUCAUUGCUAUGUCCAAGCAACAGCAACAGCAGGUGGUGCUAGGGACUGGUACCCCCAAGCAUUCAGAGACUUCAUCCUCUUCAACCACCAGCAGCUCAGACUCCUCCCAGUACAGGUCACCUUCAGAACGAGACAGUUCCAGCAUUGUUACUAUUGAUGCACACGCACCACAUCAUCCUGUGGUUCACCUCUCUUCAGGUAAUGGACCAUGGGAGUGGAAGGCUGGACAGAAGAGUAGUGAUGCCCAGGAAGGCGGAGGGUACGAAGUUGGAAAGGAAUACCGUGGCUACAGAACCCCAAAGGGGGCUGGUGUGUCACCAGGUUCCUCCAUUAGUGACUUGGAGCCAGACCCAGAGCCACGUUACGGACCUACUGUCAAUGUUGCUGGAGGAGUCCCGACACCAUUAGUGAGUGAAGGUAUUGGUAUUCCGUCUAGCAGAGAUGCCAGCCUCAGAAGGAAAACCCAGGUAUCUGAAAGGGAAGCAAGUGAAGAGGGGGAAGAGCCUUUCUACAAGAAGCUUCAGAAUCAGAGGUUCAAGGAUUAAGACAAGAGAAAA
Messenger RNA from Spea bombifrons (plains spadefoot toad), 2793 nucleotides. It is a transcript of the gene PLPPR3, whose product is annotated as phospholipid phosphatase related 3. The transcript is spliced from 9 exons. Gene Ontology annotation, molecular function: phosphatidate phosphatase activity. NCBI's taxonomy places the organism in Eukaryota, Metazoa, Chordata, Amphibia, Anura, Pelobatidae. The record is from RefSeq and is a predicted model, not a curated record. The coding region runs from base 670 to 2781 and encodes 703 amino acids. Gene Ontology annotation, biological process: phospholipid dephosphorylation; signal transduction; phospholipid metabolic process.